UGCUGCGAUGUCCUGCACCUCCAAGUAUUGACAAAGGACAUCACAACAGUCAUGACCUGGAAGUUUUCACUACUGGGAUGGUUGUAAAUUAUAGCUGUGACCCUGGCUACAAUCUCCUGGGAAAGGCAUCCAUUUACUGCACUGACUCUGGAAACUGGAGCCUCCCUCUUCCUCGGUGUGCAGGUGGCUGUGGAGCACCACCAAACUUAACCUUUGCUGAGCUAACCGAGGAAUACAAAAAUCUGAUGGAGUUUCCUGUUGGGGUCACAGUGCGAUACAGCUGCCAGCCAGGACACAUCAGGCACCCCGGAGUACCCCCAACUCUGACAUGCCUCAAAAACCACACGUGGUCUGAAGCGCUAGCGUUCUGGAAACAGUGUAAACACCCAGAAGCACCAAAGAAUGGCAGAGUUGUUGUUCUGACAGAUCUCUUCUUUGGGUCAACCGUGAGCCACAUGUGUGAAGAAGGGCACCGACUGGUUGGACAGGCCCACAGGCGGUGUGAGAUGUUUGGAGCAGAUGUGGCAUGGAGUGGUGUUCUUCCCAUUUGUCAGAAGGUGGUAUGUCCAGUCCCACAGAUCCAGAACGGGAGAAUAAUUGUUCCUAAAUAUCGCUACACAUACAAAGAUACUGUUAGCUUUAAGUGCCGUAAAGGUUUCACCUUGCGAGGCCAUCGCACAGCCCGGUGCCAAGCUAAUAAAACAUGGGAUCCCCCCGUCCCAGUCUGCGAGAAGGUAGUCAAGUGUCUGCCUCCUCCAAGCAUUGCUAAUGGGGAACACAGCAGUCAUUUCUCAGACACAUUUGAUGUAGGAGCACUUGUGCACUACCGCUGCAAACACGGCUUCUCGCUCAUUGGGAGUCAGUCUGUUCGCUGUACAGCAUAUGGAGUCUGGAGCCAUCCCCUUCCUCGGUGCGAAGUGCGGCACUGUCUCAAGCCUGCAGAUAUUGCUCACGGGUCUCUCAGUGGCCCAGCAAAAAUGAUUUUCAGCCCUGGAACAUCUGUAAGCUACAUGUGUAAGCCUGGCUUCUCCCUCAUCGGGACAGCAUCCAUUUAUUGCACACAGUCUGGAGCCUGGAGCCAUCCUCCUCCGGUCUGUCAAGUUGUGAAGUGUUUCUACCCUCCAAACAUCACCAACGGGAAGCUCCAAGGCAACAUCUCUGACACUUUUUCCUACGGAGUAUCUGUAUCCUACAGCUGCAAUCCUGGGUAUUCACUCGUUGGGAAUGCUUUCAUCACCUGCACAGCGUCAGGAGCCUGGAGCCAGCCUCUUCCUCGGUGCAAAGAGAUCAGAUGUGUAUUCCCAGAAAUUCAAGGUGUUAAGAAAGCCAUAAAAGAAAAUACUUAUCGCUCUGGGACUAACAUCACUCUUGAAUGCGACGAUGGUUACACCUUGGAAGGCAUCAGUCAGAUUCAGUGCCAAGAGGACUUCAGCUGGGACCCUCCUGUACCAGCCUGUAAACUGACAUCACAAAAGACCAGUUCAGUAGGCCUAGGAGUCGCAGCUGCAGGAGUUCUGCUUCUCCUGGGGGCAGGCAUUGCCUGGAAAAUUAUUUCUAAGCAGAAGGAAGGCUACUAUAAUACGUAUGAAAACUAUUCUUACCAAACCCCUCUGAACCAGAUCACUGAACAGAAAUGUUCAUGUCUUCCAUAG
Molecule: messenger RNA, 1652 nt
Organism: Eurypyga helias (sunbittern)
Lineage: Eukaryota; Metazoa; Chordata; Aves; Eurypygiformes; Eurypygidae
Product: complement receptor type 1-like
Exons: 12
Source: RefSeq, a predicted model, not a curated record